This is a messenger RNA of Cyclopterus lumpus (lumpfish), 6858 nucleotides long. RefSeq names its product HMG box transcription factor BBX. Gene Ontology annotation, biological process: regulation of transcription by RNA polymerase II. Lineage: Eukaryota; Metazoa; Chordata; Actinopteri; Perciformes; Cyclopteridae. Gene Ontology annotation, molecular function: RNA polymerase II transcription regulatory region sequence-specific DNA binding; DNA-binding transcription factor activity, RNA polymerase II-specific. The record is from RefSeq and is a predicted model, not a curated record. Gene Ontology annotation, cellular component: nucleus. Bases 216 to 2966 code for a protein of 916 amino acids. The transcript has 17 exons.
CGGACUUGACACAUCUGUGUUCAGUACAGCCAGUGCUGAACUGUUAUGAUGUGUCAAUAAGUUAAAAAGGUGGACGGUACCAACGAUGAGAGGGCCCCCCCGGUACCUGAGCGGGAUAGCAGAGGUCAUCGUCAUUGCAUGACAAAGGCUGUGGCAGAUUCAUCUUCAUCACUCAUACAGCAUUUCCAUAGCUUUUUCUUCUGUGUGGUAGUACCAUGAAGGGUGGAGGAAGGGGCAAGGAGCCACCUGUUGCAGGGGAGGUCACUGGCAAGCGUCCCAAACGCAAGUGCCUGCAGUGGCAUCCACUUCUCUCCAAAAAGGCUCUGGAUUUCUCUGAGGAGGAGGAAGAGGAGGAUGAAGAGGAGCUGGAGAAGCAGCCAGUGCUGUGUGGCCAGGACCAGGAGUCACAUGUGCAGUGUGCAAGCACAACAGGGGAAGUGGAGGAGGACUCGAGUGAACAGCGGGCACGGCGGCCGAUGAAUGCCUUCCUCCUCUUCUGCAAACGCCACCGCUCCCUGGUGCGGCAGGAACAUCCACGCUUGGAUAACCGCGGGGCCACCAAGAUCCUGGCUGACUGGUGGGCUGUGCUGGAGCCCAAAGAGAAGCAGAAAUACACUGACAUGGCCAAGGAGCCUCUCGUCAUGAGUAGAUGCACGCUUCCUGAUAUGCUUGGUGGGAGCAGUUUCAUGGAAAUCUUGAGAACCGGAUCACCAUUUCUGAAAAGAGACUUUAGUGUUCACGGCUCCAGACUAACUUUUCCACAGUACAAGGAUGCAUUUAUGAAGGCAAACCCGGGCUAUAAGUGGUGUCCCACCACCAGCAAACCAGUUAAGAGCCCUUCCGGUCAGCCAGUCAGCAACCCCCGCAAAAAAGUUUGGUCCUUCUCUUCCAACUCAACUAAGGACUCCUCCACUGCCAAAAAAGUGCCCAAAACUGACAGCAUGCCACAGUUAAACUUUGCCAUGGCAGAUCCUACAAAGAUGGGAGGCCUUAGCAUGCUGCUGUUAGCUGGGGAACAUGCCCUUACAAACAGAGAGAUCCCUUCCACCACUAAACCUAGUUUACCUGACACAGCCAGCGAAGGGAACUCCUUUCCAGGGGAUGAGGAAGAGAUGUUGUCUGGGACAAUACCGAACAGAGUGCCUGACCUUACUGAGACCAGGGUGAAGUGUGCCUCUUCCACACUGGCCGAGUCAUCUCUCUCUGCGGCACCUGAAGGAAAACCCUGCAGACAGUCUGCUCUCUUCCAGCUUGCUGAGAUGUGCUUAGCGUCUGAAGCUGGAAAGAUGGACUCCGCAGUGUCUCGGCAGCCUGAGGACAGCUCCUCUACAGCCUCUCUCCAGCAAACCACAAUCAAGCCAGAGAUCAAGGAGGAGACACAAGACAGAGAGGACUGUCCCUCAUCGGCCCCCUCACCUUCGCUCUCCUCUGUCACUUCUACCUCCACUCAUGCCAUCCCCCCACAACUCUGCAGCCAAAACGCACGUGUCAAAAACAAGAGCAAGAAAAAAGAGGUGGCUAAGUCCAACAAUACCGAUGAGACCCCAUGCCAGGCAAAGAAGAUCUUCAAGAAGUGUAACCCGGCGGUGUCAAGCGUGGACAGUGUCUUCAGUACGAUCGAGGCAGUGGCCAAAGGGGCCUGGAAGGACACGGAGGAGAAGCCCAAGAAGAAGAUCCAGGGCAGUCCUACUGGUGGGAACUCAGGUGUGCCCAAAAAGAAAAGUAAGCCCAAAGUCAAGGCCUUAGUCCAAGACAAAGAGGAGGAGAUGGAAGAGGACAGCGGGCAGUGUGGGCAGCACAGUGCCUCUGAGGUGGAAAUGACAGAAGAGGCGAGUGAUGUCAGUCCCAAGACACAGGCAGACGAAGCGGGUAUAGGAAGCACAGACCUGCAGGGCAGCAUGGCAGAGCCCCACCUGUCCCCCUGCAGCCCCUCCCCUGCUAAGCUCAAAGAGGAAGACAAGGGAAAGGAGAGGUCGAGUGAAGGAACCUGUGACUCCAACACAGAGAGCCAUGGCUCCCGGAAGUCAGAGCGGAGCUGUAAAGGCGCCCUGUACAAAACCCUGGUUUCUGAGGGAAUGCUGACCUCACUGAGAGCCAACAUCGACCGAGGUAAAAGAGGUGCUCUCCGUGCCUCCGAUCAUGAUGCAAACUGGAGUGAUGACAGCUGGACAGUUUCUCAGAUAGGACCUAAUAACCCCAAGAAGCUGAAGAAGUCCAAGUCCAAAGAAGAAUGUUCACAAGGCCUAGGGAAACUGGAGGAGGAGUUUGAAAGGAAGUUUAACAGUCUGCCACAGUACAGCCCAAUGACGUUUGAUAAGAAGGGGGCCGCUGUCACAAAGAAGAAGAAGCCCGACAGCGCCGUCGUCCAAGAGGACGUCUCUAAAGCCGGGAAAGGGCCAUCUCCAUCUCAGAAAAAGACUUCAUUCCACAAGAUUGUUAGGAAGCACAAACACAAAAAGGAGAGACCAGGUGCAGUGGACAAAGCGGCGGCACAGAGUGACUCCACGACGCUGGAUUCAGCUUCAAGAGCCAAACCGUGUGCCCCCGUUGCCAUAAUGUGCCCAGACAUCCAGGGCGCCGCUAGUAUGGAGAUGCUAGUUGGUAGCCAGAAGAGGAAGGCCAGGAAGACCAAGAUCACACACUUGGUGCGCACAGCUGACGGCAGUGUGUCUCCGGUCGAGGAGGACAAAACUAGGGACCUGAACCAGGAAGAGGAUAAGAAGCCAUUACCACAACAGAAUUUAUGCAAUGAAAAAGGGUGCCACAGUAAUCCCGGAGCAGAGGAGGAAGAGGAGGAGGCAGAGAGGAGCGCUGCACCACAAGAGCUACCUGCUUUCUUCAGCCUGGCAGCCCUCGCUGAGGUAGCAGCCAUGGAGAAUGUUCACAGAGGCCAGAGAGGCUUGGCUGAGAAUCAGACGAAGGAGCUGGCCCAGACUCCAGUCCUCAUCUCCUGCGCUGAUCAGUGAAACUCUGCUGCUGCGAUGAGAAGCCACAACAUGGACAUUGGCAGUGGAGCUUUACUACCUACAGUGAAGGGAGACUCCAUCAGGAAGCUUUGGACAGACUCCACCUCACCCUUGUGGUGAAUUUGCUCGAGCCGGGUUCAUGGUGGGGGAGAGAGCCCCUCUCCUCCUCCCUGCUCCUCGCUAUCUCAGUGUUUCCCCAGAAAGCCUUCCUUUGGUUUGAGUGAGGAUGCCUUUCUGAACUCCUCUCACCCCCUUAGAUGCUCCGUUUGGGCCUGUGGAAGAAGCACGCUGUCCCCCAGUGCAUGGCUUCCCGUAUAGAGAUGGUUGUCAUGGGUUUAUUGUACACCGUUUUGUCAAAUAGAGGCCAUUUUUUCAGUAAAGUCUUGCGAUUUAAGAAAUAAUAGCAUUUUAGGUUGGGUAAAAGAUCCAACACUGCAUUGGUUUUUUUUAUAGACAAACACAGCUUUCUGUCACCUUUUUACCUCACACACACACACGCCUACUGAAUAGCUCCCUCCUCCUCGGGUAGAAUACCUCUGUAUUUGAAUAGUUCUGAUCCUUUCCAUUCCUUCCAGCUUCGACCCAAAAUGACUUUAACCAGGGUAAAUGAUCAUGAUGGACAGACUUCCAUUAACAACCACUGGCUGAGGGUGUCCCUGUGGUACACUAAUCUACCAAUAAUUCAUGGUUGAGUAUUUGAUAUGUAAGUUAUGAUGCUACUGUAAAACAGUGUGUGGUAGCUACAAAUAAUCAUGUUAGACUGGAUGUAUAAGAGUAGACCUGUGAGCUCCAGGUGACUAGAGCUGAGGGUGUUAGUUGUCCUGCUUAUCCUUUAGUGCUCGGUUCACCGUGUCCCCGUCAGGCUUAGGAGACAGUAGGUCGGCUUUGAAACCUCUUUUGUGAUGGUGAGGUUGUGUAAAAGUGAUUCAAAUAUAGCCUUAUCCCUCCCACCCAGACCUAGGACCAGCUUCUUGCUGGACGCCAUGUCAAUCCUAAAGUCAGUGUAAUCAUUUUAAAUAGUGAAAUGCAGUUUUGUCAAUACUUGAUCUUAUUGCAGUUUGCGUAGCAAUUAGAAAGGAUAAUUCCUUGUGUGCAACUUAUUUCAUGGAAUAGGUGUUUUUAAUGACAUAAACACUGCACUAAUUUGUAGCUGAAGUUUGAGUUGCUCUGGGAAGGGUAAUAGGAUGCCUUGUCUCCACCAGUCCCAGUGUUCUAGCACCAUAGUGUCUUCCCCAUCCUCAGGACCUGGCUAAAGACAGCCUCAGGCUCCAACAUAGAACAUCAUCCAAGUGGAAUAUUUGUGUCAUGAAUUAGUUUUAUACUACAUGUCUCAUCAAAUGAGUUAUUUGAAAAAAACAAUACAGGAGAACAACAAUAUUGGUUGAAAUCCAACGGCUAUGCUAUGCUUCCUCACAGAGCUGAUGGAGACAAGGCAUUUGAUAACAAAUUCCCCUCUUUUGUGCUAUUGGCCUUUUGAGAUUUUAUUGCCAAGUAAAGGUCUACUCAGAGGUCACAUGUAAUCAAUGUUUAGAAGUAUUUAGAUGCAACUCUGUGUCCUUUUUUGUUUGGCUUUGUUUUGUUAAUGUUUGGUCCGAAUCAUUCCAUUUCCAUGCCUCUGUCAUGGCCACACGCUUGUUUCCAGUGACCCAACUGUAGGAGUGAGGGAAAUCAGGAAGGAUGCAGUUAAACUGCAGGUCUGUGCUUUCCCCAAGAAGCUGGAAGAGCUGCAUGGAGGGUAACCAAGAGCUGAUACCCCUCACCUCCUUCCCAAGCAGCCUUUUGUUCCUCUGUGUAGACCAAUACUUAAUUUAUCACAUUUUAGAUUCACAGUACUUUUAUAGCUUUUUGUUUUCUAUUUAACCAUUCUUCUGUGUAUGCGUUCAUAAUGCUCUUUUUACUAGGUCCUCUUUAUGCUUUUUCCUGAGGUCAAGUUUACUGGAUUAAGAAUGUUGUGGAAAAAGAUCCAGCUCAAAGACGGUGAAUGCAUCUAUGCUUAGCUGCUAAGCAAACGGGCACUGAGAUGAAAUGCACAGUCUUCUCACCUCUGGAGGUGUGUAAUUGACUGCGACUGCAUCACCGCUUCUUGGAUAUGUGUCGGGACGUGUGCAGAGUUCUUCUGGACACUGAACGACAGGACAGAUAAGAAAUGAAUGGGUCUUCGAGAGCUCUUGCGUCUCGAAAUAGGACAUUUUUCCUACAUGGUAAUAAUGUUUUGCUGAUGUAGGCCCUGCUGUGUGCAAAUAGUACAGUACAUGCGACACAUCUAUAAUUCCUCUUCAAAUUUGUCCUUAUUAUCUCACAAACUAACUGCUAAUGUUUCCCAGGUAAGCUUAAGGAAAUCAUGUUCUGCUUAAUGAUAAUCCUAAUAAUAAAUGGUAUAUCUAUUUUUUUCAGAUACGAGAAGGAUGGUAUCAUCCAAGCAGUAAACUGUAUAGUUCUUCCACUGGUGGACAUCAGUGUAGUUCUUUGCAAAGACAAAUAACUUGUCUUCCCCCAAGAUAGAGAUAUAUUUGCUUAUAGCAAGUGAGUUUAAAGACAUUUGCCAAAGAAAAGGGAAAGUUAUAUUCAAAUGAAAAUAACACACAAAAAGAACAAGUAAGAAAGCUGGCAUAACAGUUGCACUGCAUUUCCUAGCUGUGUAAAUCUUCAGGUAACAAUAUCAGCACAAUUCAUCCUGUGUAUCCAGUGGGAUGUCCUUGGUGUUUGAGCUCAGAGUUGGAAUGAAGUGCAACCAUAAAGCACCACUCAAUGCCUCUUUUAUGAUACAGUAUUUGCACCUUAUGUCCCAAACCAAAAUGAUCAUGGUCUUUGAAGAUAAGAUAUCGUUUUUACCCACUCUAUGAAAAUUAUGCAUUUUAACUAUGCGAGAAUCCAGUCAAUAACAAAUCCACACCCACAUCUACCAAACAGCCAUAAUAUACUGUCAUCUCCCAUCCCCUCACUUUUUCUAUCUAGAAAAUGCUUCUAUAAAGUGAAAUUCCUAUAUUAGUUACCUAAAUGACUAUAAUACCCUUUUGUGCUAGUACUGUCUUCUUGAAUGUAAUCAUUUUGUACCUGUAUUUUUCUAAUUCAGUCUUGAUUGUACUGUAUGUAUGCUAUGAUGGUAUACUGUUCCUUCGGUGCAUAGUUCGUUACAACAGACAGUUCUCAUGACAGGAUAGCUGCUGUGCUGCGAACUCAAUGGAAACGUGUGGAGGUUUUAAGUCCAAAGGACUUCCUGUACCGUUUGAGCAUUCAUGAGACUGAUAAUGGAGAGAUUAUUGCAUUUUGAGUGGUGGGACAAACGUUUUCCCUGGUUUGCUACUUCUUUUCUUUAUUUUUUUUUCCCUUUGCAGUAGAAGUGAAAGUCUGGUCAGGACAGUUUAUAAAACGAGGACGCUCCUGCAAUCAGAUAGAACAAUUGAAUGCUUGAGUUUCAACUUAUUUAUUACUGUUCCUUUUUAUAGGUUUAGUUAAAUAAAAAAAUCAAUAAAAUAUACAACUGAAUAUGCAUCUAUUUAUACAUGAACGUGUAUAAGAUAACCUACCCUUUACUGGAAUGUAGAUCGCGGCUUCCUUUUGUUUCUUUUUUGUAACAAGGUUAUGCCAGAUCUUUAAAGUCUCUUUCCUCUGAUAGUUUGUACAACCUGUGCUUAAUCUAAUUUAUGCUACUGAUGAUCAUUAAGACAAAUGUGUUUCUUUGAUUGUUACCGCCCAGUGGUUAAAUGCAGCCUUGCCUUACUGGAACCCCUGCUUAGUGAGGGAUCCCUCAGCCACCUUACCUCCCCUCCCACAACUAUGUCAUAACACUGUUUGCUGAUGCAACUAUUAUUCCUUUUACACUUUCUGCUGACGCUACUAUUACUUCUUGAACACCUAUUAAAAUAACAUCUAUUGCAUCUGUGUGAAAAGA